This is a messenger RNA of Funneliformis caledonium, 1458 nucleotides long. Lineage: Eukaryota; Fungi; Glomeromycota; Glomeromycetes; Glomerales; Glomeraceae. The record is from the annotation of a GenBank genome assembly.
AUGAAAGUCAUAUCUUAUGAUUACAACCCAACUCCAAAAUUUCUUUCAGGCAGUGUCGAGAGUAUGAAAGAAAUGACUGACAUAUCCUUAGAAAAAGAAAAACGUCGUAUUGAAGCCCUUAAGCUUUUAAAAGAAUCUGCAGGGAUUUUGGGAAUUAUCACGGGAGUAAAUUUCAUUGGUAAGGAAAAGGAAAAUAUUACUAAUUCAUUCACGGUGCUCGGUUCACUACUUGGUAUUGUUGAUACAAAAUUAUCGUUCUACGAACGAUACACAAAUAGAAAAAUUGAAAAAAGUAUCCUCGAAUUUGCUGUUAAUGAUAUAAAUGCCGAGAUUAGAGCUAUUUCUAGUGGGGUUGAUCGAAUUAAAAACUAUAAUAAUGAUAACGAUCGGAAACUUGAAGUAACAGUUUUAAUUCAUUCCUGCGAAAAGGUUUUAAAUAAAUUUGAAAAUCCACAACAUAUUUUUUAUAAACACCCGCUUAUCACUACCCCAUGCUUAAUCGGUUUUUGUCAAUUAUACCUUACAAUAAUUGAGGUUGGCGUCAUUGUCAUGUCAGCAUCUAAUAAUUAUAAUUAUGAAAGACAAAAAAUCAAAAAAGUAAUUGAAGAAUACAAAGUGAAUUCUAUAAAUGACCGAACCGAAAUGAUUAAAAUUAAGAAAUCAUCGAAAUGCAUUGGUUAUGAUAGUCAUAUGAUUAAAGAAGGUGUGAUGACCUAUAUGGCAUCCCUAAAUUUUUCCGAAACGUACAAGCAGAUAACAGAGAAUGAUUUCAUUCGUAAUGUGGAUGACAGAGCAUCUUCUAAACGUCUUAAAGUGCAAAAUAAAAAUCAAUAUGGAAAGCAUGGUUCCAUUGCAAUAUGUUUUUUCAGGGGGGUUAUCGUUGAUGAUAAUUCAUUACAAAAUCAACCUGGAUUAGCAGACAGAGGAUCAGACAAUAAUGAGAAUGAGGAUUUAGAUUAUACAACCGAAUUUGAUGUCAAGGACGCAAAUAUUCAACCUGCAACUGUAGCAAAAAUUGUUAACUUAAAACCUAUAGCUGAGUUACAUCUUCAUUAUCGUUCAGAGGAUUGGCUGACUAAUAGAGGAUUUUCGUUACCAAUUUUAAGUGAUGUCAAUGGAGAAAAGGAAGAGGAUGUGAAUUUAAUUACUGAUGAAGAAAAUAAAGUUAAUGAACUUCCAAAGUUAUCUCAAGUGCUCACGAAAAUUGAAAACAACAAUGUGAAACAAAUCGACGAACCUCUGGAAAUUGAAGCAAAUGGGAACGAUGUUAAUCCAAAAGUCAACAAAAAUGCAAAGAAUUCUCAAGAGCUCAUGGAAAUUGAUAAAUUAAUCGCUAAAGAAACAAGGAGACUUAAUGACAUUUCCCAGGAAAUUAUGGAAUUUGAAAGGAAGAAAAAGGAGGAUCAGAUUAUAUUGAAAAGAGCUCGUGAUGAAAUUGAUGAGAUUGAUAAGAUUUAA